Penicillium manginii is the source of this 453-nucleotide messenger RNA. RefSeq lists its product as uncharacterized. The record is from RefSeq and is a predicted model, not a curated record. Lineage: Eukaryota; Fungi; Ascomycota; Eurotiomycetes; Eurotiales; Aspergillaceae. The transcript has 2 exons. The coding region runs from base 1 to 453 and encodes 150 amino acids.
AUGUCCUCUCACUUCUCUACUAUCGCUCUGGCAAUGGCUGGCGUAACAAUCGCCGCCCCAUCUUACAGCUAUCCCUAUAGCGUCGGCGGUGUAUCUCUCAAGCAUCUCGUUGAGAGUGAUACCUGGGAUUUCACCUUCGAGUUGACAGCAAGAAGUCCCUCAGGCAAAGCACUGGGAUUUACUACCUGUCAUACUGCUUGGGUGACUGGAGCUGUAGCUGUGCCCCCAAAAGCCCCAGUAGCAUGUGAUGACACCCUUUACCAGUUCUUCUUUCUCACUGGUGCUUCUGAUGUCGAGAAUUACGACCUAGCUAUCCAAGGUCCUAUGGGCACCGGCGCAUCCACCCUCGUAUCCGGUAACAAGUAUCAAUGUGGCGCUUACGCUGGCCCUAUUGUUAACGUUGACGAGGAGUGCAAAACAGUCAACGGUGGAGAAUUCUAUGUGAAAGUCUGA